Molecule: messenger RNA, 647 nt
Organism: Saccostrea cuccullata (small rock oyster)
Lineage: Eukaryota; Metazoa; Mollusca; Bivalvia; Ostreida; Ostreidae
Product: calmodulin-like protein
Exons: 4
Coding region: 1-438 (145 amino acids)
Molecular function (GO): calcium ion binding
Source: RefSeq, a predicted model, not a curated record
AUGGAGAAUAAAGACGGUACCGGACCCAGGAGAAGGGAGAGGAGAAAAGAAUCUGUCAUCCCCUUCCUAAAGAAGCCGAAAAAACCCCGGGAAAUGUCCGAGGAACAUUUUGAAGAGCUCGAAGAGUGGUGGGCCAAGGCGGAUGUAGACGGUGAUGGAUUUAUAUCUUUGGAGGAGUAUGUCAAAAUAAUGUCAGCAAAUUAUGUCUCUAUUGAUAUGGAGAAGGAGCGGAUGAAGGCGGCUUUUAAUCUCCUGGACAAGAACGGGGACGGGAGGAUCUCACUCAGUGAAUUCCAGGCCGUUAUGAUGUUCAACAACAAUGAGAUGACCAAAAAGAAAGUAGAGGAACUCUUUAAGGAGGUGGAUUCCGGAGGAAAAGGGUAUCUGGAUUACACAGAUUUUAUCGACAGCCAUAUUUGCUCAGUCGUCUUCCAGUGAUGUCAUCAUAUACAUAUGGGCGAUUCUACGAAUCAAUUCUAUUAUCAAUGAUAAUUAGUGUCAAUAAUAAGUGUCAAGAACUUACCAAAGACAAAGUGAACUAUAAUAUGCAUAACUAGUACGGGAUAUUCUAUAUCCACCUGCUUACUUGGAAUAUCAGCAGUGAGGGUAAUGCAUACGGACAAAAUAUCCAUAAAGAUGUACAUAAU